UCAUCUCCAGUACGUACUUACUAAUUAAGAGUUCAAUAAUUAGUUCCAUGGAGCAAAUCAAGGCAGCUGGAGCUCAUCAUCAGGCCAAGCGUACUUACGAGGACUUUGAACCCCUCUGCAAAUGGCAUAACCGCGACAAUGUGGUUGAGGUCCAUCUUCAAGGUUUCGGAAAGGAACACCUGAGUGUCCGUACCACUCACACGGGAAUGCUUACAAUCCAUGGAGAACGUCCACUGGAUCAAACUAAAUCUAAAUGGAGCCGUUUCCACAAAGAAAUCAAGCUUCCAAACAACUGCGACGCAAAUAGAGUUGCUGCAAAGUUUGCUGAUGGAAUUCUUACAGUAACAAUGCCUCCCAAAGUUGCGCCACCACCUCAACCCCAAUCUCCACAUGAUGAUCAGAAACAACAGCUCCCCAGUCACGUUGAUAAUCAAACAAAUAAUGAUGAAUCGGUGGCUAAACUCAUUAAACAAAAUCAGGACGGCAAACCAACCAGCGAUGAAAAAGCUGCAUUGCUGAAUGAAGAGGUCAAGCCAGGAAGCCAAUGCAAGUUCGGGCAAAGGAAUUUAGCUUCCAGGAAACAGAUUGCAGUGAAACUUGUGCUAGUGGUUGCAGUGGUGGUCGCUUUUGGUUUCGGGGCAUUCAUCAGAUACAAACACGGCCAUCACUCAUAUGGCUUGGAGCAGAUAGACUAGAUCUCUAUCACGUACCCUAUUCUGUAACACUAUCCAGCUUGUAAUAAACAGUAACUUGUAAUUUGUAACCGGUUA
This is a messenger RNA of Argentina anserina (silverweed cinquefoil), 770 nucleotides long. RefSeq names its product inactive protein RESTRICTED TEV MOVEMENT 2-like. The record is from RefSeq and is a predicted model, not a curated record. NCBI's taxonomy places the organism in Eukaryota, Viridiplantae, Streptophyta, Magnoliopsida, Rosales, Rosaceae. The transcript is spliced from 2 exons. Bases 48 to 695 code for a protein of 215 amino acids.